UGUGACUUUAUUUAAAAACAAUAUUUGUCUCAUUUUAUUUAUAAAGAAUUAAACAUUUUCAUAUUCAGACGAGUUAUAAAUAUUGAAGUAAAUUAUUGUUAUGAAUUUUUUUAGCGCAUGUGAGAAGUGGUUUAAUUGAAUUCGUAGAAAAUUAGAAAUGCACAUAUUAUAUCCUAAUUAUCCUAUAAUAUGGAACAGAAUAAUAUUGACUGCUCGCCGACCUCUCCAACAAUAGAUAGAAUAGAAAUUACAGAAUAUGAGCUAAGGUUACCAGCAUGGAGCCUGGAAUGUUUAAAGUCAGCAGCAAUACAGCAGAGGCUAGGUCGUCCCCACAGUCUAGCAUGGGCUAUCUUGCUGAAUGCUCUCCCGCCGCCUAGUGGAGAUAUCAUAUCUAGUUUAGAAGCUCAUAGAAAUUUCUACAACGAUCUUAAAUCUAAAUUGUCUAUGGAUCCUAGAACUGUGAUUGGAGAUGAUCCAUUAUCACAAAAUGACGAGAGUGCAUGGAAACAACACUUCUGUGAUAACGAGCUCAAAGCACUUAUAUUGCAAGAUGUGGUACGUACAUACCCUGAUGAGGUGUACUUCCGUGAGAAGGAGGUACAAGAGUUAAUGGUUAACGUGUUAUUCUUCUGGGCACGAUGCCAUUCACAUGUGGGAUACAGACAGGGAAUGCACGAAAUACUUGCCCCACUAUUAUUUGAAUUGUAUUUAGAUAGGAAAUUUGCACCUGACAACUUAGGUGACGCGUUAAAAUAUUAUCUUGACGAAAAUUAUUUAGAACAUCAUUGUUACAUGCUCUUCAACACCCUUAUGAAGGGUUUAGAAAAGUUUUAUACGACAGGUGAUGUGGUGCCCACAGCUUGUGGUCGGCUGCCGUCGUCCAAAGUAGUUCACAAUCCUAAUGAAGUAGUCAGAUAUUUGGAAAAAGUGAAAGAGGAAUAUUUGGCGCCGUUUGACGCAGAGUUAGCGGCGCGCCUCGCUGAAUAUAAUAUCUCUAUGGAGCUUUUUGGAAUCCGAUGGUUACGAUUACUAUUCGGGCGUGAGUUCCCGCGCGCUGAUAUACCACAUCUGUGGGGGUUCCUGUUCGCCGACGGUCCAAUGCUGCCUUAUUUACACUACGUCAUAGUCGCGAUGCUCGUUUCAAUUCGAAAUAUAUUGUUGGAGGCGGAAGCCGGCGGCGCGCUGGCGGCGCUGAUGAGGCCGAGCCCCGCCGCCGCCGCGCACGUCACCGCGCUCGCACUGCACCUGCGGCGCCCGCGCACGCACCCGCGCCCGCCGCCGCCGCCGCCGCACAGAAAGCUGACGGAACCAUUUGAUCGUAGCAACGAGAGCGACGAGCCGCCGAAGUGGGAGCUGGAGCAGCCGGGAGCGGAGCACACGGGCGGCGCGGCCUCGUGGUGCGCGGACGGCGCGGCGGAGGGCGGCGACGUCGCGCGCGAGCUCGCCGCCCUCGCGCUCGUGCGCGCCCGCCUGCCGCGCGCCGCCGCCGCACUCGCGCGCGCCCUGCCGCGCCCGCCCGCCCGCGCCCGGGCCGCCCUGCGCGACCUACUGCAGCUAGCAGCACUCCUGGAAUGUCGCAACCACGCCCUCAUAGAUGUAGAGACAGCAUUGGAAGCAGCAGAAGGUGAGGUAACCGAUGAAAUUGGUAAACGGAAGAUAGUACCAGUCACGGUAGUCCCAAAACCUAAACCUGCCCAUAGCAAACAGCCCAACAAAGUGAGAGAAGUACAACUGAAAGUGUUUCACCAAACGGAGUGCAAAAGUACCAGUGAUUUUCCGUUUUUAGACCCGCUCAGAUCAAGGACAGAUUGACUAAGACGCAAGUUUUUACUCUAUAGUUACUAUCGUUAAGGUACUUAACUA
This is a messenger RNA of Achroia grisella, 1863 nucleotides long. RefSeq names its product TBC1 domain family member 5 (gene TBC1D5). The coding region runs from base 190 to 1812 and encodes 540 amino acids. The record is from RefSeq and is a predicted model, not a curated record. Gene Ontology annotation, biological process: activation of GTPase activity. Gene Ontology annotation, molecular function: GTPase activator activity. Lineage: Eukaryota; Metazoa; Arthropoda; Insecta; Lepidoptera; Pyralidae. The transcript has 13 exons.